AUGCGACGAGUACGCCGAUCUUUUCUACACGAACAUCAAGUGCGUGCGGUUCACACAGCGCGAAAUUAUAUGCGGCAUGGUCGAGGAUUGAUCAAUUCCAAUCAAAACGCUAAUGACUCUCUUGGGGAUAGCACAUCACGUCCCAUAGACAUGGCAUGCGCAACCACAAUCACUGAAACCAGCAAUUAUUCAUGUCCACUGAUUGAAAAUCCCAUAGUGAAUGCCACAUCCCAAAUGGGAUCCCUCGCUAAUAGUAAUCCUCAACCAGAAAGUGAUGUUGCCAAUGUGCUGGAUCGAAUUGAUCAGUGGAAUGCAGAUAGUCUAAAUGAUAACAGUAAAUAUGGUCGAAUUUUACGCUCGAUUCGUGAAGUGAUUUCCUGUUGUGCCUGUUUCACCAGUGAUACACUGAUGAAAGAAUGCACAAACGGACAUUUGAUUUGUCAAAAUUGUUUCCUCACUCUGAGACAAGAUGAACGACCACAGUGUCCCACCUGUCGUGCCAGUCUAUACUCGGACAGUCGUAAAGCUCUUAUUGCGCAAAAGGUGUUAUCUGAACUGCCAGACUUUUGUACGGAUUGUGGAAUAUCAAUGCUUCAUAAAUCUCUGGCUAGUCAUCGACUCAAUGCUUGUGCGAAACGUCGUGUCGCAUGCGGACUGUCAGCCCUCGGUUGCGAAUGGGUGGGAACGGCAGAUCAAUAUGAUAUGCAUUAUACGGAAUGUUCUUUAAAGAAACAAUUAGAAGAACGACCACUAACAGAAAACUUAGAUAUGUUAUUGACUCGGUUUAAGAAACGCGAGCAGUCGAUGCGUGAAACAUUUCACUGUUUCUCAAACAUGCUACGGCAUUUGGAAUCACACGAGUUGCAAACAAUCACAGUGACAUUGGCCGCUGUCACGACCACAGACAAUAGCAUCCAUUAUCGUAGUGAUCAUUUCCACGUGAAUCAAUCCCGAUGGACCGCAGAAAUUAUGAUGAAUUUUCCACCGGAACCUCAAGACGCCUUGAAUGUCGAGAGGGAAAGAAACGAUACCCAAGAACCGGAAGAACUUACUAUUACGACUACUACAACCACGACCCCAGAAGAGAGUGAUUCCGCUGUCACAGAGCAAGCUCCGGUGACGACAAGUACCAACGAUUUUGUCACCACAGAUUCAGUACCCCAACCGCAGGCUGUUCGUCGACGAAGAUGGUUUCAUGGAUCCAACAUACGUCAUCAUCCAUAUGGACCACCAUAUUAUAUGCCAAAUCUGUUGUCCAGUGGUAAUUCUACUAGCACGGUGGAUGUUAUACGGGAGACCGAACAUCAUCAACCCAGUACACCAGGACAAUCUGAAACGCCUAGGGGAAAUGGAAAUCGAUGGCUCGGUGAUAUACAUUAUUGUAUGCUGAAAGAGAACAGUCCUGGAAUCGGUCGUCGAGCGUAUGCGUUUGCCCUUUUGCAAAUCAAAGUUCCGGACACGGGAAUACAAAUCUACGCUCGACCGCAAUUGCAACCGUAUCGAUUUUCCACACGUGGUGAUCAUACGACAGCUUUCCCGAUUUACACAAUCCGUUGGCGCUACAUUCGCACACUACGAGAAAUGAUGAAAUAUCGUCUAAUUCAAGCGGAAUUUGUAGUGGCCAGACGUAUUGUGGAAGAGCAUGUGGAGAGUUAG
This is a messenger RNA of Echinostoma caproni, 1656 nucleotides long. The record is from the annotation of a GenBank genome assembly. NCBI's taxonomy places the organism in Eukaryota, Metazoa, Platyhelminthes, Trematoda, Plagiorchiida, Echinostomatidae.